Messenger RNA from Oldenlandia corymbosa var. corymbosa, 1566 nucleotides. Lineage: Eukaryota; Viridiplantae; Streptophyta; Magnoliopsida; Gentianales; Rubiaceae. The record is from the annotation of a GenBank genome assembly.
AUGCUCUAUAUAUACAUAAUUCCAAUGCGAUCAUCUCAACGUGUCCAUUUCCGGCAGAAAACAAUGGCUAAAUCCUACUUCCCUCUUAUCAUCAUUUCCAUUAUUCUCCUCCUCAAUCCUCCUCCUUCAAUCUUUUCAGCUAGAAUCAUAAACCAUCAAAAGGGUCUCGUGGAUUUUACGCCAAAGUCUCGUGAAUCGCCAGCAAAGAAGUUGAUCAGAGAGUUGAAUUUGUUUCCACAACAUGAUGCUAACAUUGUUCCAAAUAAUCAUCAAUCGGUUCUUGUGGACAGUGAAACAGGAAUCACUGAAAAAUGUUUGGAGCUUGAUAUUCUAGGUGAUCCUCAGCCAACUCCAAAUGACUUGGGUCACCAUGCUGGUUACUUUAGCCUUCCACAAACUGUUGGAGCAAGGAUGUUCUAUUUCUUCUUCGAAUCAAGAGGAAACAAUAACACAGACCCUGUUGUCAUCUGGUUAACUGGAGGACCAGGUUGUGGCAGUGAAUUAGCUUUGUUUUAUGAAAAUGGCCCUUUUCAUAUCACAAAAGAUCUCUCCCUUGUCUGGAAUAACUUUGGCUGGGACACGGUAUCGAACAUUAUCUAUGUCGACCAACCAACAGGAACUGGAUUCAGUUACAGCUCUAGUGACGAUGAUCUUCGCCACGAUGAAAAGGGUGUCAGCAAUGACCUAUACAACUUUCUGCAGGCCUUCUUCAAAUUGCACCCCGAGUAUGCAAAGAAUGACUUUUACAUCACCGGAGAGUCAUACGCCGGGCAUUACAUCCCGGCACUCGCAGGUAGAAUCAACCAGGGAAACCAAAAAAAGGAAGGAAUUACUAUAAACUUGAAGGGUUUCGCCAUUGGUAAUGGGCUAACAAAUCCAGCAAUUCAGUACGAAUAUUUAACUCAAUUUGCUUUGGACAACAAAUUGAUCAGUCAGUCAGACUACAAAGGCUUCAACAGUUCUGUGGCAGAGUUGGAACAGGCAAUACAAGCUUGCGACUCUGAUGGUGGAGACAAUUGUGACAAUGCAUUUUACCUUGGCAAUGAUCUCUUCCAGAGUAUUUUGGAUAUUGCUGGUGAUAUAAAUUACUAUGAUAUCCGGAAGAAAUGUGUGGGUAGUUUGUGCUACGAUUUCUCAAAUCUGGAGACCUUCCUCAACGAAGACACCGUAAAGGAAGCUCUGGGAGUUGGGAACAUUGACUAUGUUUCAUGUAGUUCAACAGUGUACGAUCAGAUGAUUGAUGACUGGAUGCAAAAUCUUGAAGUAGGUAUUCCAGCACUCCUGGAAGAGGGAGUUAAGGUUCUUAUAUAUGCUGGAGAGUAUGAUCUCAUUUGCAACUGGCUAGGAAACUCAAAAUGGGUUAAUGCAAUGGUUUGGUCUGGUCAGAAAGACUUUGUAGCAGCUCCGACAGUUCAAUUCAGUGUUAAUGGCACAGCAGCAGGGCAGCAGAAGAGCCACGGACCUCUUACUUUUCUUAAGGUGCUGAAUGCCGGACACUUGGUUCCCAUGGAUCAGCCACAAGCAUCCCUAGUAAUGCUUCAGAAGUGGAUGCAAGGAACUCUUUGA